This is a messenger RNA of Schistosoma bovis, 3158 nucleotides long. The record is from the annotation of a GenBank genome assembly. Lineage: Eukaryota; Metazoa; Platyhelminthes; Trematoda; Strigeidida; Schistosomatidae.
GACCUUGACAAAACAAGCUUGUGAUUGAGACACUUGAUAUUGAUCAUUCGAUUGUAGUGGUCCAAAAAAACAUUGCGGAAAAGUUAAGUGUCACGUUACGGCAUAUGGAAGCGUUAAAGUUGUCGGAGUCGGAAAUCAACUUCUACUUCAGUGCUUUUGAUAGCUGUGAUGUCGAAAAAAGUGGGAAGCUAUCAACGGAGUGUGUGAAGAAGUUUUUGUCCCGCUUUGCUAUUCCAGAUGUCUUGAUAAAUGAUAUUGUACAAUUAUCAAAUCCAUCUCCCUAUGGCUUGUGGGGGCGGGUAAAUUUCUUCACGGCACUAAAGUACGUGUCUCUCGCUCAGAGUGGAAUUCCGGUGUCUAGAAAUGAGCUAAUCAGAAACAGAGAAAGUCUCCCCCUCCCAUCAUACCGUGAUAUCUGUGUGCCGUUAAUGGAAAAUGAUAUGUCUACAGGGGAGCAUUCUUCACACAGUCCUGCCUCCGCUGGGGAUUAUCCUAACUUAGAAAAGCAAUCUUAUGGACGUAUUUGUCACAAAAUUAGGUUUAAAGAGAAUCAGGUAGAUGCAAAUAACAGCAUUUCGGGAGACGGUACAGGAGAGCCAUGUUUUCCUUCAUGGCCAAAGUGUUACGACGAAGAGCAAAGUCUUUUAACGGAGGAAACUAUCAAACCUGAUAAUUCUGUCUCCUACGAUAAUGAAAACAAAACUCCCGGAAAUUCUGAUUGGUGGAUGCCAGACAAGUCAUUCCGGAAAGGCGUACAUUUAAACACCGGUUACUCAUCGUCCCGAUCUUCUGGUACUGUUACUUCUCAGGACUCUAACUCGUCUACUUAUUUUGCUAGCACUAUUGAAGAGUGUAAAAUCACCAAGAAGUUACAUGAUGCCAGUGUAUGGAGUUAUCGAGAUUUACCCGAUCACUCAUCGGAUCAGCUUAGUGGAAUUCAACCAAAAGGGAGUUCUACAGAUCAUUCUUUACAGAACACUGAUUCUCAACGUACAAAUUCUCAGAACAAAUAUCAGUUUUCACUGAAUAGUGACCAAAAAUCUGAAGUUAACAAAUGGAAAGUAUCACACUAUCGUAGCUCUUCAUUCCCAUUCUCACAACAUAAUAACACUUAUUGUAAUCGAAAUGAAAAACGUAAAGAAAAACAUCUUAAAUGGUUAUCAUCAUUCGCAUUACAAUCAAAGAGAGAAGCUGAAUACGCAUCACAGUUUGAUGAGUUCUUUAUUUCAAAAGACAUUGAUAACCCUGUUACUAAUUGCCAUUUGGUAGUAACACGCUCGGAAGUAACGCAAUUAUUUACAGCUCAAUAUAAAAUCUCGUCAGUUGAUUUUGACAAUAUUUGGUUAACUGCUGAUAUCAAUCGGGACAAUUAUUUAGAUAAAGCUGAAUUUUGUUUAGCCAGUCAUUUAGCACAUUUGCUUGGUCAUCGUGGUUUAUCAUUGGAUGAUGCCGUUAGUGCUUGCAAACCUUAUAUCAGUAAAAUUAUUAGAAGGUUAAGGAAGUCUGAAGCCAAAGGUAAUCAAUUCGACCUUCCUCAUCUAGAAUAUUUCUGCGCCACUGGUUUACUGAACAAUGAUUCAAAAUAUAAUUCAAUAAAUAAUCCAUUGCUGAAACAACACUCGGCGAUAGACAUUUUUAAUAAAAGAAACCCAAUUGUUUUUGAUGAUUCUUGUUCCUUGAAUAUGGAUUCUGCCUUUGGUAUUUCUGAGACUAAUUCUAAAAGUUUAUAUUAUAAUUCAUUUGAAAAUUUGUCACACUGUCCUGUUGUUAGUUGUGAUAGUUAUAGUAAGUCUUCAUCUUCAACUGGAAUUGUUGGUAGCUCCUCUUCCUCUUCGUCAUCAUCUUCAUCCUCCAAUCCAUCCUCCUCACGCUUAUCUGCAUCACCAUUCUCGUCGUCUGAAAUUAGUGGUUCUGUUGAUUCAGUGCAUUUAUCAAGUGAAAAGACUAGUACAAAUAACCCAUAUAUUGAUCCGAUCCAAUUACUAUCUGCAGUCACUGGCCAUCGAAAAACGUUUUUAUCUGAAUUAUCUAGUAGUCGUCGACGUCGUCUUUUGUCUUCACUUAUUCGGGAAGCCAAAUCGGUCAAUCAUACCUUACUUCGUUUAAAUAAUGAAAUGCAAGGUGAACUUGCUGAGUUAAAUGAUCAGCGAGUUAAUUUACGUGCACAACUUCAACAUUUGGGACUACAACCAGCAGUUUGAAGAAUAAAAUAAACAUUUUGUCUAAAAAUUUACUUUCACAUUUGAUCAUUUCAUUCUUAUUGAGCGAUGAAUAAUAUUAGUAAAAUCUGAUUUAAUAUGGGGUUAAUAUCCUAAGUGUCGAACUGUAAAAAUAUCAUUGAAAUUUUGCAAUCAAUUUCAGUAUCGUUGUUUACAUGAUAAUAAGUGCAAUGUGGCUAAUUCUGUCGUAAAUUUUACUUUUAGUAUAUUUUUUCAGCACUGAUCGGUUGUGAACGUUUCUACAUAUUCAUAAUCCUCAAAAUUAGGUUCUUUUUUACCCAAAUUUUAAAUUGUUUGAUCAGUGCCUAAGGUCUGUUUUUCUUAGGCAAUAUCAAUUUCAACAUAAACACUGUAUUAAGUACAGUUCUACAGAAAAAAAAGGUUGAUAGUAUGUGUUAGACGUUUUGUAUACUCCAAAAUUCACUGUACUUCUUAAUUUCUGACCAUACGAGUUAGUAUAAUGUUGCUUUGCUUCCUUUUUCGAUUAACUUCAUCUUCUUUAUUUGUAUAUUAUCUUCGCUGUAUCUAGAAAGUAGUUGAAGUUUUACUCGAAAUUAUGCAUGUUCUCCUAAUUAUUGGUUUAUUUCUUCAAUUUUUCCCGUAAUACUUAAUGUGGUUUAAAUACAAAAACCUUUCUCCAAUUUGUUUAUUGAUUGCCUAUAUAUGUAGAAGUUUUCAAAUGGUAGUUUUUCUGUCUAACAAUAGAUGUAAGUUAUGCAAUAUUGACAGAUUGUUUCAUUUAACUCUUAAACUCACACCUACUUUCAUUCAAUAAUGACUUGUGUUUUAUAGUAAUCGUAAUUAACCUAAAAGAAACCAUUAAUUCCAAUUUAUUGUAGUCGUUAUAUAUCGUGUUUUGUCCUCUAAAACCACUAACCUCUCUGUUUCUCCUGCAAAGUUCAAGUAUUCAUGAUCAGAAUAAAUGAUAUUAUAGUAGGA